This is a messenger RNA of Dendroctonus ponderosae (mountain pine beetle), 1029 nucleotides long. It is a transcript of the gene Scox, whose product is annotated as protein SCO1 homolog, mitochondrial. Gene Ontology annotation, biological process: intracellular copper ion homeostasis; mitochondrial respiratory chain complex IV assembly. Gene Ontology annotation, molecular function: copper ion binding; copper chaperone activity. The coding region runs from base 78 to 914 and encodes 278 amino acids. Gene Ontology annotation, cellular component: mitochondrial inner membrane. The record is from RefSeq and is a predicted model, not a curated record. The transcript has 5 exons. Lineage: Eukaryota; Metazoa; Arthropoda; Insecta; Coleoptera; Curculionidae.
AAAGAAGACCUCACCCUCUCUAACCUGAAACACCUUUCAAAAAAGUGUCAUAACCAUACAUUCCCACCUAAUUAACAAUGUAUAGAAAUUUCACUAAUAACAUAAGAAAAUGUGUAAAUCUGCUAUAUGCAACGAAACAUAUACAUUCACAGGCCGGCAAAGAAAGACUCAAAUUGGAGGCAUUUAAACAUGGCAAAGCCCGGCAAUACUCCGAGCAGCUGCCGAAAAGACGCAAUGAAUCGAAGAUGGGCAAAGGUGUGGGGCCAAUAACUUGGAAAAACCUUGCAAUUACGUCUUCGCUGGGGGGUAUUCUUCUGGUGUUUAUGUGGUACCUCAAAAAGGAGAAAGAGACCGCGCAAGAGAAAGAACGCGCUCGAAUGCUGGGCAAAGCAGCAAUAGGAGGAGCUUUUGAGCUGGUGGACAGUACGGGGAAAUUGCGAAAUAGUCAGGACUUUAUCGGUCAAUGGGUUUUACUGUAUUUUGGAUUCACUCACUGUCCGGACAUUUGUCCUGAUGAAUUAGAAAAAAUGGCAGAAGCAGUUGACUUAUUAGAAAACGACAAAGAGAGACCCAUUAAAAUUCAGCCGAUCUUUAUAUCGGUUGAUCCAAACCGAGAUACUCCCGAACUAGUUGGUAAAUACUGUAAAGAGUUCAGUCCGCGACUGUUGGGCUUGACUGGCAAUGAGGAACAAGUGAGCAAAGCAUGUAAAGCCUACCGAGUGUACUUCAGUGCUGGACCAAAGGACAAAGACAAGGACUAUAUUGUGGAUCACACAAUAAUUAUGUACUUGGUGAAUCCGGAUGGCGAUUUCGUGGAUUACUAUGGUCAAACCCGGACAUCCUCCGACAUAGCCACCUCAAUUAAAGUGCAUAUAUCGAAGUACGACCACAACAAAAAGAGCUUUUUCUCCUAAAAAAAAUCCCGAAAAUUACCAUUCAUUUGUUACAUCCUCCACGUUUGAUUAGCGUUUAAUUUAAUAAUAAUGCUGGAGCAUUUACUGCUGUUCAUGAAUAAAAACCUUAACUAAU